GAAAAUGGGCUUCCAGGUGACCUCGGGCACGAUCUGGCGGGGCGGCGUCUCGUUCGUGCUUGUCUCCAACUCGGUCUUCUUCCGCGAGCGCGUCGUCGCGCAGGUCUUCCGCCUCCUCCGAGCACGCUUUGGCCCGAAGCAGUUCCUCAAGGACCUUGAGCGCCACUUCCUUCCGCCCAUCUCGUGGGCCAUCGUGCUCCUCGCGCUCUACGUCGCCAUGGUCAUCCUCGAGAUUGACGACGCCGCGGAUGAGGUCCCAACUGUCUUCCAGUACGCCUUUGGUAUUCCGCUCAUUGUGGCCACGAUCGCCUUGCGGCGCGUCGUCACCAAGGCGUCGAUCCGGUACUUUGGCUGGGACGAAACCUCGCGCGAAGACUACUCGCGCGUGCUCAUGGUCACGGAAAGCAUUGGGUUUGUCACGAUGGUGCUGAUCCUCAUCGAGUGCUACGUCUACGUGCCCAACUCGGCCAUGAUGCAGGAGCUCGUCCUCGUCUUCUUUACGCUCCUCGAGCUCGUGGGCAUUCUCGCCUUCUACACCACCGUCCGCAACUCGAUCAUGGGCUUCUUCCUCAUCUUUGCCGAGCCCUUCUCGACCGGCAGUCUCUGCUCCAUUGGGUCGGCGACCGGCGUCGUCGAGCAAAUGGCGCUCAACACGACCGUGCUCCGCGCCAUGAACGGCGCGCUCAUCCACAUCCCCAACAGUGUCCUCGCGACCGACUACCAGCGCAACUACUCCGAGUGCACGUUCCGGAAGGUCCAUGUCGAAAUCCACGUGGCGCCAACCACGCCUGUCGCCCUCCUCAACCAGCUCAUCGACGACCUCCGCGAGCAGCUGCCCCACUGCAUCGUCUCGCCCGAGCUCUUUCACCAAAAAGAGUCGCAUGAGGUUCGCCGCUCCGACUCGAUGGGUACGCGCACGCUCGGGAAUGUGAGCGAGCUCUCCCACGGCAGCGGCACAACUGCGGCGCUCGACUCGAUGGCGGGCAUCGCCGAGCUUGGCUCGAAAUGCAACAGCUUCCGCGUCCACGAUCUACGCUGCUUGCAAGUGACGCUCGCUGGCAUGUACUGCGUGCUCGUGACAGCGCUCAUUGAGGGUAACGACAUCAAGACCCUCGCCAAGGCCAAGUCCAAAGUCAACCUGGCCAUCAUGCAGUGCCUUGAGCGCCAUGGCGUCUCGUUGUCACAGGACGCCGAGUUAAGUUAA
This is a messenger RNA of Saprolegnia parasitica CBS 223.65, 1204 nucleotides long. RefSeq lists its product as hypothetical. The coding region runs from base 5 to 1204 and encodes 399 amino acids. The transcript is spliced from 3 exons. Gene Ontology annotation, biological process: transmembrane transport. The record is from RefSeq and is a predicted model, not a curated record. Lineage: Eukaryota; Oomycota; Saprolegniomycetes; Saprolegniales; Saprolegniaceae. Gene Ontology annotation, molecular function: mechanosensitive monoatomic ion channel activity. Gene Ontology annotation, cellular component: membrane.